Suillus clintonianus is the source of this 864-nucleotide messenger RNA. RefSeq lists its product as uncharacterized. NCBI's taxonomy places the organism in Eukaryota, Fungi, Basidiomycota, Agaricomycetes, Boletales, Suillaceae. The transcript is spliced from 7 exons. The coding region runs from base 1 to 864 and encodes 287 amino acids. The record is from RefSeq and is a predicted model, not a curated record.
AUGCUCAGAAUUGCGCGAGUGGUACUGAAGAGACUGAUCUCGCACCCUCAAGACGCUUUCAUUUCCGCCAGUGUGCCUAUCUCAGCAUACCUGCUGAUGGUAAAUGGUCUGCCAGCCUCCGGUGUCAAUGAUACCACUGGCAUUCACCCGGACUCCAAAGGCAAUCGUAGAAUUUUCAUCCACGUUAAUGAAGCCCUGGAAGAUCCAGCUGAACUGAUGGCGAGGCGAAUUGGUGGAAGUAGCACGAUUGAUGGACAUCUGGCAGGCUGCAAAAACGAGCCCGUAUCAUUCGUGCAAACAGGUGGCAUAUUGAAAAGGAGCGACACGACGAGUCCUCAUACACAGGCGAAUGUCACACGAGCAAAUUAUCGAAUUGCUGGAUAUGUCGUGUCGUAUGGUUCGUCGGCUUCGUGGUUCCGUUCACCUACACAAUGUAUCACCCUCAAUUCUGCGGGUACUCAAGUACAAGGUGACCCGACCAUUUGUGAUCACGUUCUCCAGCAUGCUAACACAAAACAAAUAUUUCUGCGCAUGGAGCAGCAAGUCGCGCGACAUCAUCCAGAAAAUAAACUUGAUGUAUCGCUGCCUGGUAGUCACUCCGACCACUCAGCAGACCACACCGUCCAUGGCCAGCCUCAAGUACAAGAGAAACACGUUGCACUACCGGAACCAGCACACCUUGACUCAACGGCUUCUUGCUUGCUUGUUACUCGGACCAUUCAAGAGGCAACGUCGCAUACAGCCGCUCUCAGCUCCACGGGUAAUUAUCUACAUCAUUUCAAUUAUGAAUUCACUGAACGGUGUGCCUGCGCGGACAUGUUGGAACUUUCAGACAAUAUAUUCUACAUGGCUCAUCCCUUAUGA